UUAGAAAAGCAGCCUUCGGAAAGAUUUCAAUUUGUUGCUAGAUUGUGAACCCACUUGAGGCCAAUUUGCAUUAAAUAUCAGCUUAUAUCUGCCCUUCUCGAUGGGCCGUGUUUCAAAUUUGCGGCAGACUAAUUCAUCACGCGCAUAUUUUCACUUGUGCAUCAAUAUAUCUUAGCGCGAGAUCUCUCUGAAUAUUCCUGUAUAAAUAAAUAACGAAUAAAAGUUUACAGGGAGAGAUAAAAUUGAUUGCACACUUAACCGCUUUGAAUUUUGAGACGUCGGUGUCUCUGCCGCAGAGAGACAGUUUGUUUGCCUUCAUUUGUAUGCGUCUCGUACCUCUCAAACACAAUUUAUAUCUCACGGAAAUUAAAUUUCCCGAGUUACAAUAAGGUAAGUUGUAAUUUCUGCUCUAGUUCGCAAAGAAAUGGAAUUGCUUUAAUGAAUAAACAAGCCUUGAGCGCAGAGCUGCUCUCAAUUGGUUAAAGCCCUAAUUCGGCUUAAAACGCUCCGUCGCAAAUUCGACACCCGCAAAACUUAUAAAGUACAAUUUUCAAGAACGCCAAUUACAGAGAUUGUAAAAUUAAUUUUAAUAAUUCAUACACAAGGGUUGAAAGUGAAGGUAAGGCGAACAAAUUAGCUAAUUCUUAAUUCAAGCAGUUGCGGCCUGUGUAAAGAAGCAGAUCUGACGCAGCUCGACGUUCUUUUUCAAAACGGCACGCGAAGGGAAAGAAGGAAAAAGAAAUUCGUAUCAAACGAGGCUAACUUGAAAGGAAGUGUUUUUUUUUAUGAAGAUGGCAAUCAUAAAAGUUAAGCCUACGAGGCACUAGAGAUACACCUAAGUGAAAGAGGCAUCUCGAGAUAAAUCCAGAGAAAAACCUCAAUACAAAGUCGUCGCCGAGCAAAACACUCCAGAAAAAAAAACACUCAAACCUCCAUCAUUCAACAGACGUCAGCGAAAAAUACCGAGAUCAGUCUGUUAAAAAGGAUUGAGACAGACAGCUCUGGCAGAUCAAAGCUCCAGUCCGCGGGAAACUUAUAUCAUGAGUUAUCAUAAAAGCGGAGGAAAUAUGACGGUAGAGUCAGAUAACUUGACCGGGAGUUCAGGCAGCUCUGUUCAGAAAUUCAAGUUUUCUUACGACACAAUCCCUCCCAUAGUCUUCUUGGUCUUUAUUUUGGCGAUAAAUGGCUGUGUUAUUCUGCUCAUAACAUGUUACUCGUCCCUAAGAAAAACAAGCAAUAUCAUCUUGGCCAGUUUAGCAGUGUCAGACUUUCUGGUGGGAUUCGUUGGUAUUCCUCUCCUUGUGACCUGCAGUAAUGCUACACAUCUAAAUUUGGUAUGUACCAGUUCAAUUACGUUUUUCGAAUUUAUGGCCCUGUCUACCGUGCUACACAUCACCGUAAUGACCUGCGAUCGUUACAUUUACAUUAUGUGGGCCUUACGUUACCGUGAUAUUGUUCACCGCAGUAGAGUUUUAAUAGUCCUUGCAAUCACAUGGAUAAUUAGUCUUGGGCAGUCUCUAAUUCGCCUUUCGUGGACUUGGAAUGUCACUGUUAAAACAGCUGUUGAAGACUUGGCUCUGGUCCAAGAGAAGGAAACAAUAUACUUUGUAUUCAAUAUCGUAGUGUUCUUCGGUGUUGCUAUGAUUGUCAUGGCUGCCCUUGACGCGCACAUGUUGCUGUUGCUUCGAAGGCAGUGCAAGAGAAUUGCGCGGGAAAACGUGCCAGUGGAAUGCAUCAAACAUGAACAGAAGCUUCAAAAGAGGCAAAGAAGAGCUGUGUUGACAUGCGUGUUGCUUCUUAUCCUGUACGUCAUCUUCUGGCUUCCUUGUUUUGUUUUACAACUGUUUCAGCUUUAUCAUCCGCAACAUGUACCUUACUUCCUUCUCCUAACGAUAUAUUACCUCAGGCUUUGUACAUCGGUAUUUAACCCUCUUGCCUACUCCCUGAGAAAGCAUGAUUUAAAAAGAAAGCUUAAAUGUAUCAUUUUCAACUUAAUUCCACGUUCACGGCCGAACGUUUCCGAGAUUAGUACUGUACAGUCUCUUUGAACAGGUGAAUGUAAUUUUGAAGGAAUAUUUAAUUUAAUUUAUGGCGAUAGAUACAAAGAUUAACACAGAACGUCUGUUGGAAUAGAGACAAGCGACAAAGUA
Molecule: messenger RNA, 2150 nt
Organism: Orbicella faveolata
Lineage: Eukaryota; Metazoa; Cnidaria; Anthozoa; Scleractinia; Merulinidae
Product: QRFP-like peptide receptor
Biological process (GO): G protein-coupled receptor signaling pathway
Cellular component (GO): membrane
Molecular function (GO): G protein-coupled receptor activity
Source: RefSeq, a predicted model, not a curated record